AUGUCUCGAUUUUUCCGUGGUGGAGAGGACAGCUCCAGCGACAGCUCCUCUGAUGAGGAAGAGCUCUACACCGACGAGGAGCAGCAGGAGCAGGGCGGCCUCGACCAGAAUGAUUCCGACGAUUCUGACGACAUGGACGACUCUGACAUGAGCGAGGAUGAAAGUUCCAGCGACGACGAAGCCGGUGGUGCCAACCGUUUCUUGAGGGAUGCCGCUUCAGACAGCGACAGUGAGGAGGAAGAAGUCCGAGCCAAAGUGAAGAGUGCCAAGGACAAACAACGCGAUGAACUCGAUGCAUCGAUUAAGCAAAUCGAGAACGGCCAGAAGAACGGCGACUGGACAUUGAUCUCAGCCGAAUUCGAUAAACUCAGCAGACAAGUGACCCGCAUCCAAGAUGGCGGCAAGACACCCAAGCCUUAUAUCCGAAUCAUCGCCGAGUUGGAGGAUUUCAUGAACGAGGCUCUGGCCAAACAAAAGGUCACACCCAAGAAGAUGAACGCCAUCCAGGCCCGUAACCUGAAUGCUGUCAAACAAAAGAUCAAGAAGACCAGCAAGGAGUAUCAGACCGAGGUCACUGCCUACAGAGAAGACAAGGAUGGCUUCAUGGAGUCAGAGGACGAGGAGCCUGAGCCCGUUAAGAAGCCGAAGAAGAUUGCCAGAUUUGAGGAAGAAGUUGCUCAGCCUGAAGAACUUGGCGAUGAUGGUUUUGCCACCGUCGGCAAGGGUGGCCGCACUUUACAGUACACCCCCGAGGGUAUUUUCAAGCACCUGCGAGGCAUCAUGGAGACUCGUGGUAAGAAGAACACCGACCGCGUUGAGCAGAUCAAGGUUAUGGAGAAGCUUGGCGAGAUUGCCAACACUCCCUACCAACAGAUCCGUGUUCUGCUCGCCAUUGUCUCCGCUCGAUUCGACCUGAGCGCUGGCACUUCUAAUGUGAUGCCCCUGGAACACUGGAAGGCUGCUGAGAAGGAACUCUCUACUCUCCUGACUGUUCUUGAGAAUAACAAGGACUACGUUGUUGUCGAGAAUGUUGAAGAAUGGGACGACGACGAGAAGCCCCCUGCUCUCCAGCCUGGUGAGAAGUACAUCAAGGUUGCUGGUAGCGUGGUAUCAUAUGUUGAGAGACUUGAUGAUGAAUUGGUCCGAUCCCUUCAAAGCAUCGAUCCCCACACUUCGGAAUACAUCGAACGUCUUCAAGAUGAGGGUGCUUUGUAUAACAUCAUUGUCCGCGGCCAGCUCUACUACGAGUACUUGCGCAAGGACUCCGCACUGGAGAUUCCUCAGGACAGCGUCAACAGAAUCGUCAUGCGACGAUUGGAACACGUCUACUUCAAGCCUGCUCAAGUUAUCAAGACCUUUGAGGAGAACUGCUGGAAAGCCUCGGGCGAUAAGGUCGACUCCGUCAUCACUCCUCGCAGCCAGUCCAGCGACGCCAACAACUUGGUUAAUGUCCUCUGCAACUACCUGUUCAGCAAUAGCGACGGCAUUAUUCGUGCUCGAGCCAUGUUGUGCCAGGUCUAUUUCCUCGCCCUCCAUGGCGAGUACUACAAGGCCCGUGACAUGAUGCUCAUGUCUCAUUUGCAGGACACCAUUCCCAACUUCGACGUCCUGACUCAAAUCCUUUACAACCGAACUUUGGUUCAGGUUGGCUUGUGUGCCUUCCGCAAGGGUCUCGUCUACGAUGCGCAAAACACCCUGCAGGAGAUUUGUGGUAGUGGCCGACAAAAGGAGCUGCUGGCCCAAGGUGUGAUGAUGCAGAGAUACAACCAAGUCUCUCCCGAGCAGGAGCGACUGGAGAAGCAGCGCCAGCUACCGUUCCACAUGCACAUCAACCUAGAACUUUUGGAGUGCGUGUACUUGACUUGCAGCAUGCUCCUGGAGAUCCCUCUGCUGGCCCAGACUGGAUCCUCACCCGACGUCAAGAAGCGCGUCAUCAGCAAGACCUACAGACGCAUGCUCGAGUACCACGAGAGACAAAUUUUCACCGGACCCCCUGAGAACACCAGGGAUCACGUCAUGCAGGCUUCCAAGGCCCUUGCGGCUGGCGAAUGGAAGAAGUCAACAACUUUUAUUCACAGCAUCAAGAUCUGGGAACUGAUGCCCAAUGCCGAGGAGAUCAAGACCAUGCUCUCCAAACAGAUCCAGGAGGAAGGUCUUCGCACCUACCUCUUCACAUACGCCCCCUUCUACGACACUCUGGCCCUUGACACUGUCAGCGCAAUGUUUGAGCUGGACAUUACCAAGGUUGCCGCCAUUGUCAGUAAGAUGAUUAGCCACGAGGAAUUGGCCGCCUCACUGGACCAGGUCACGAACAACGUCAUCUUCCGCAAGGGAGUUGAACUCAGCCGCCUUCAGUCACUGGCACUCACACUGUCUGACAAGGCUAGCGCACUCAUUGAGACCAACGAGCGGACUCUCGAGCACCGCACCCAAGGCACAUCCAACGCUUUCGAGCGACAAGGCGGCCGUGGGCGCGGUGGCCAACGAGGAGGCCAGCGAUCUGGACGUGGCGGUGCUCGUACCGGUGGCAACACUCAAAGACAAGCUGGUGGUACUCAAUUCACUGGUGGUGCUUUGGGAGCCGCUGUUCGGGGUUAA
Messenger RNA from Pochonia chlamydosporia 170, 2598 nucleotides. Its product is annotated as eukaryotic translation initiation factor 3 subunit C. Gene Ontology annotation, molecular function: translation initiation factor binding; translation initiation factor activity; RNA binding. Bases 1 to 2598 code for a protein of 865 amino acids. Gene Ontology annotation, biological process: translational initiation. The record is from RefSeq and is a predicted model, not a curated record. Lineage: Eukaryota; Fungi; Ascomycota; Sordariomycetes; Hypocreales; Clavicipitaceae. The transcript is spliced from 3 exons. Gene Ontology annotation, cellular component: eukaryotic translation initiation factor 3 complex.